Messenger RNA from Pelagomonas calceolata, 1654 nucleotides. The record is from the annotation of a GenBank genome assembly. Lineage: Eukaryota; Pelagophyceae; Pelagomonadales; Pelagomonadaceae.
GGGGCCGUCGGGCUGCGCAGAGGCAAUUCGUUACAAGUGCGCCACAGCAGCAGAUUCCUAUUGAGGCUGGUGCAAAGCGCUGAAGAGAUUGCGACGCGUGGUGACCCAGGCAGAGCAAUGGCCUCAUGGGCCAAAGUGGCUGCCACACCUCCAAUAGCCGACGAUGCAUCAUCGACUGACGACGACAGCUUGGACGCUGCCACGCCGACGACGCCGACGCAAGCUUCUGAUUCGUCGACGGACGACGAUCUCCCCGAGAUGAGAGAAGUGCCGACGCCGCAACACAUCAAGCAGGCGCUCACGAAACCAAGGGUCGUGGACGUCGUCGUCAUCGGCGCUGGCGUGAGCGGCCUGCGGGCGGCGCGGGACCUCGUCGAACGGGGCCGGUCCGUGCUGGUCGUCGAGGCGCGCGACCGGUGCGGCGGCCGCGUCCACACGGUGCGCGGGCGGGACCGCGGCGCCGCGUGGGUGCACGGUGUGGACGGCAGCCCGCUCGCCGCUUUAGCGAAGGAGGCGUCCGUCGAACUGGAGCCGGUCUCGGCGCGAGGCAACCCCUGGACGUCGCCACCUCUACUGAGCGGCGUGGCGGCGGUCUGGCGCGACGGCGCGCGCGUCUCGGACGCGCACCUGCUCACCCGCCAGCACAUGUACGGCGCCGCGCUGCGGACCUGUACAAGAGAUGUGAAUGAAGGCGACGCCUGGAAGGCGCUCGGCCCCGCGCUGCGCAAGCAAUCGCCCAUGGCCGACCCCCUGGUGCGCAUGCACUGUUCGCUGGCGGGCCUCUGGAUGGGCGCGCACGCGGACGAGCUGCAGCUGCGGGAGUUCGCGGGCGCGACCGGUUUAGUGGAUGAGAGGUGGGGCGACCACGCCGGCGCCCACUCUCAUAUUGUUGGUGGCAUGGCCUCUAUCUUAGAUCCGCUGCUCGACGGCGUCGACGUCGAACUCGGCUUCGAGGUUUCAUCGAUAGACAUCGUCGAAGACGGCGUCGAGGUGUGCUCGGGGACGGCGCGCUGCGUGCGAGGAACGGUGUGUAUCUGCACCUUACCCUUAGGCGUGCUGCAAUCAUCUCAAAUAUCUUUCUCGCCAUCUCUCACGGACGACCGCGUCGCGUGCCUCAAUCGAUUGGGAGUGGCGCGCUACACCAAGGUCUGGCUUACGUGGGAGGAGCCCUGGUGGCGCUCGGACCCGGGCCGGCCCUUCAUUAUUUGUGUGGAUGAGGGGGACACGCACAUGAGUUCAAUCAUGUGCGAGGACGUGUCCUCGCCUUCAGAGUUCGUCCUCGAGGCGUGCUUGGCCGGUAGUGACGCGGACGCUUUUGAUACUGAUCCCCAACGAGGCUUAGCGGCCGUCCUCACGCGCCUCGGCGUGGCCUUCGGCGCCGCAUACCCGGGGCCUCCUCACAAAACGGACGCGACGGCCUGGCAGGGCGACCGCUUUUCCCGAGGCGCCUACUCCUUCUGGAAGGUGGGGGCGCGGGCCACGGACGUGGCCGAGGUCGGUGAAUCGCAUUGUGAAAGGGUGCUCUUCGCGGGCGAGCACACGUCCGUCGAGUACCAGGGGAGCGUGUGCGGGGCCCUCGAAUCUGGAAGUCGCGCGGCCCGCGAGGCCGAGGCGCUUCUCGCGGCGUAGUUUUAAUUUUGUUGUGGAGUUUCCU